Aureobasidium uvarum is the source of this 1650-nucleotide messenger RNA. The record is from the annotation of a GenBank genome assembly. NCBI's taxonomy places the organism in Eukaryota, Fungi, Ascomycota, Dothideomycetes, Dothideales, Saccotheciaceae.
AUGGGCUUGUGGUAUACUUUUGGGAUAGCUUUGUUCGCUGCGAUCGGCACUUUUCUGUUCGGCUUCGAUACAGGCAUCGCAACGACGAGUAAGCUAAUUACAGUCCUUGGAAACUCAAACACAUCUAACAACUUGGAACAGCGANUUGCGCAUCAGAGCUGGAUCGAUUAUAUGGGCCAUCCAUCAAAAGGUCUUACCGGCGCCGUUGUCGCUGUCUAUAUCGCUGGCGAGGCUCUAGGAGCUCUGACUCAGACUGCCGUUGGUGAUCGACUAGGUCGUUUGAGGUUCAUGCAAGCCCUUUGCGUGGUUGUCACCAUCGGCACUGUGAUACAGACAGCGAGCGUCAAUAUCGGCAUGUUCCUUGCUGGUCGAGUUCUGGCUGGCUAUGCUGUCGNNGGUAAANUGUCCAAUUGGGUCGGCUUUGCCUGCAGCUACGCCUCCUACGGCCCUACACAAUGGCGACUCCCCCUCGGCAUGCAAGUCCCCUGGGGCAUAAUUCUUUUCUGCGGGCUUGCAACAUUCAUGCCCGAUUCUCCUCGCCAAUUACUGCGUAUCGGCAAAGUGGACGAUGCGAGAAGAGAGUUUCUAAAGAUACGCAGGGAUCUGGGGGGGCAAGCGGCGGGUCAAGAGUUUGGAUUGAUGAAGGCGCAGAUUGAAUAUGAGGUUGAGAGGGAAGUCAAGAGUUACAAGGAGAUUUUCCGGUUGUUUAGGCAUCGGGCUUUUGUGUCUAUUGCUGUUCAGACGAUGACUAGUUUGACGGGUGUCAAUGUCAUUCAGGUAUGUUUGAGCUUUUUCACUGCUAUCAAAACACGGCUAACAAAGAGUAGUAUUAUCAAAGUGAGCAAGACGCAAUACCUUCUUCGAGUGAAGAAUACACUAACACACUNNACAGCAAUCUUGUACAAAUCCCUCGGUAUCGGCUCCAAACAAAUCCUAGCUCUGGCUGGUGUAUACGGCACAGUGGCAUUCUUCUCAAACGCCAUCACAACCACCUUUCUCACCGAUCAAUGGGGACGUCGAAAAAUGAUACUUACAGGUUUGGCAGGCAUCGUGAUCGUAGAGAUCUAUGCCGCAGUCAUGCAACGCGAAUUCCAAAAGACGAAUAAUCAAGUCGGCAAAGGAUUUGCCAUCCUAGGCAUCUAUCUUUUCGUCGUGAUUUACUAUGGCAUGCUAAACAGCACAACAUGGCUUUAUGGAGCAGAAGUUCUGCCCAUCGCCCUUCGAAGCCGCGUCAUGGGAUUGGCAGCAGCAUCACACUUUAUCGUCAAUGUCGGCAUCACAGAAGCAGGACCUAGUGCAUUUUCCCACGUAAGUGUGCAAAGGAACACCCCAAUGCCUGGAGUUGCUAAAAAUGUCGCCUCAAAACAUUUUUCUUCUCGCAAACAUACACUUCAGACUAACUCUUUGCCUCUCUUCACCCACUACAGANUAAAAGAAAACUACUACUACGUCUUUGUGGCUUGCUCCUUCUUCUUCCUCGUAAUCGCUUACCUCUAUUUCCCACGCAAGACGCUAGAAGAAAUCGCCGCUGCAUUUGGCGACAAAGUAGUUACAUUGACGGAGAGGGAACUGGCCAUCGAAGAAUCCAUCGCAGAAGACAAGAUUGUAGCGCAACAUGUCGAGGACGUGUAUGAUGCUGGGAAGGUGUAA